AGGUAUUACGGCGUUUCGUGUCGAGAGUCUCGCACAGCCGACGAUGUCUUCGGGAGACACGUUGCACCGUGAAGUUUCAAUCGCGUUAUUACCGGCCGGCUUGUAUCGCGAGGAAACGUCAACGACGUGAUAAUCGGUCGAUCAAGAAACAAGAUCGACGGUGCGCUUCGUGAAAGAUAGAGGGCAACAAUUCGCCCCGUUGUUCCGCGUCCGUCGAGAGCACAAAAGUCUGCGAAAAAGAUGAUCGGACCGUCAUCAGGAGCGGCUGGCGACAUGGCGGAGGGUCAGUGCCAAGCGGUGCCAUCCAAGCGUAAGGUCUUCGACGACCUGGACAUCGACAGUUUCUGCGAGGAGGUCUGCCAGACGAGUCGCAAGCGUUAUCUUCAGGAACUGGAGACGCCGGUGGAGUUGAUAGCGUCCAACGAGAUCAUCGCUAACACGACCCUGUUCUCACCGAUGUCCGCUGAAGACGCCAUCGAGGAAUCGCCAGUGGCGCGUCUGGAGGUGCUGCUGGUGAACGGUACCAACUGCACCUGGACGACCGUGUCCGAGCUGGAGCAGCAGCAGCAACAGCAGCAGCAAAAUCUAGAACUGCCGACGUCCUCGUCGUCCACGUCGUCGUCGUCGUCGUCGUCGUCAACGUCCUCGUCGGUAUCCUGUGUCGAACGACAGCGACAAUACGCGUUCCAGGAAGCCUACGUCGUCGAGCAGACGCAUUAUGUCGAGCCGACAGUGUCGGUGAAUUACUGGGAACCGGUCGCCGAGCCAGCAACGUCGAUCGUCACUGCGGGUGUUCAACAACAAAACAAAGACACGGCGAGCGACCAUCAUAACCAUCAUCAUCAUCAUCAGCAUCAGCACCAGCAUCAGCAACAGCAGCAGUUCGAGGACCAAGAGAACGGGAAUCUAUCGUGGUUACUGGACUUCAAGUUGGACUCCUUCAUCGAAGCCGCGGACGACAGGUCGACCGCGGGAUCUGUCGCGCUGAAGGACAAUCAUUGUGGCAACAAGAGCAAGCUGAACGGACGGCCGCACGGCUCCAAUUACACCGGCGACGUCAGGAGAGGCCACAGCAAUCACGACAGUUCGUCGGCGUAUCGGCAGGACUCGAAUCAUACGACUUAUCUCGCUAACGGGACCGACAAUCGGAAUCUGCCGCCUUCGCGAGCCAACGGCGGGCCGAAGAAGCCACCCUUCACCUACACGGAAUUGAUAGAACACGCUCUUCAGGAGAGAGGCGAGCUCACCGUCUCCGCCAUUUACCAGUGGAUCUCCGAGCACUUCCCUUAUUACAAGAGUAACGACGAUCGCUGGAAGAAUUCUGUCCGGCAUAAUCUCUCGAUAAAUCCGCACUUCCGGAAAGGAUCGAAGGCGCCCCACGGAGCCGGUCAUCUCUGGGCAAUCGCGAAUCGUAACGACUGCAGCCCUCGACCGCUCGCCGUCAACGGCUUAACAAUACCUACGCGACAAACUGUGAAACAAGACAGCAAUGAGUCCGGGAGAAACGGAAACAUCGUCAGCGAAAUUAUCGCGAUGGACGAGGUGGAGGCUGCAACGGCGAGCAUCACGCAGCAGAAUUCCGAGGAGGAGACCGACGUUCUGAACUCCGUGACGCUCGAGCACUCCGCCGAGCAGAUACUCAACGGUAUAAAGCGCGAGGUGGAGGUGCAGUAUCUGGUUCCUAUGAUGGUGAGCAGCGGCGACCACGACGCGAAUCAGCAGAGCCAGCAGCCCACGCAGACGGAACUUCAGUGUUCCUUCAAGGAGAGCGAUUUCCUGAACCCGGUGUCCAAGGAGGUCGUCGCUGAGGAGUGCGGGCUCAUCAGCGAAGGCUACCUCGUGACCGACCUGAAUCCGAACACGCUGGGAUUGAACGUGGUCGAUCCCGAGAUCAUAGGAUCCGAGAAUCUCUUCGGCGAGGAGUUGAGCUUCCAGUUUUACGAACUGACGUCGCCGUCCCAGCUGCAAUCGGCCUGACACACGGAGAGCAACAAAGUACGCUUCAUCGUGAUCGACGAGCUGCAGAUACAGAACGCACGACCGCGCGUCGAAAACGACGAUUCGCUGGUCCGCACCGCCGAUGAAAUCGCGAGGAACGCUUCGGAGCACGGAGGCUCGCAGAGGAAAUUGUCCGUCGACGGCAGUCAGAGCAACGAGAACACGUUGUGCACGACGACGAGGAGCUGAUCCUGUUGGAAUCGUUCCGUCGAAAGGUUUCUACGAUGACAAGAUUCGAGGAUGUUCGAUCAUUUUAGUCGACGCGGCCGCUAGAAUAGAAUAUACAAGUUCACUGAUAAGCUUAUCGAAUGGACAACGAGUCGAACACGCGUGCUGAUCCGAGGAAAUCAUGUCUACGAAUGAUAGAACGAAGUGCAAAUCCAGCCUGAUGCCACGGUUCGCAGCGGUAACGGGGAUCACCGAGGAACACUCAGCGCAAAACGAACGCGGUGUGACGCGAAUUGUAACAAACAACAUAAUCGCAUAAAUCGUGUGCCUGAUUACGUGUCUUAAAGAGAGCGCCAUUUAUCUCGACGAUGCAUUAGAAUAAUUUCUUCUAGUCCUUUCGACAUACAGUGUGUAAUGUUUUUGUAUUAGUAAAGAAAGUAUGAUAUUUACUA
Molecule: messenger RNA, 2618 nt
Organism: Harpegnathos saltator (Jerdon's jumping ant)
Lineage: Eukaryota; Metazoa; Arthropoda; Insecta; Hymenoptera; Formicidae
Product: defective pharyngeal development protein 4
Exons: 6
Coding region: 241-1977 (578 amino acids)
Biological process (GO): regulation of DNA-templated transcription
Cellular component (GO): nucleus
Molecular function (GO): cis-regulatory region sequence-specific DNA binding; DNA-binding transcription factor activity
Source: RefSeq, a predicted model, not a curated record